This is a messenger RNA of Parastagonospora nodorum SN15, 820 nucleotides long. RefSeq lists its product as hypothetical. Gene Ontology annotation, molecular function: ferrous iron binding; cysteine dioxygenase activity. The record is from RefSeq and is a predicted model, not a curated record. Lineage: Eukaryota; Fungi; Ascomycota; Dothideomycetes; Pleosporales; Phaeosphaeriaceae. The coding region runs from base 1 to 624 and encodes 207 amino acids. The transcript is spliced from 4 exons. Gene Ontology annotation, biological process: L-cysteine catabolic process.
AUGCCGGGCAUCACCAACCACGAGGAUAAAUUUCAAUCACUUGUUCAGGCUCUCAGUGAGAAACUAGGACCUUGUUCAGGGAUCGACUCUGCAGAUGUGGACGAGAAAGUGCUCCAGCAGUUGAUGCAGGACUAUGUUUCCAAUGAGUCAGAGUGGUCAAAGUAUUUCUUCCCGGCAUCGAACAUGGCCUAUACUCGCAACUUGGUGGACAAGGGCAAUGGCAAGAGUAACUUGAUGAUUUUGGUGUGGUCGCCAGGGCGCGCCAGCCCUAUUCACGAUCAUGCAAACGCACACUGUAUCAUGAAGAUCCUUAAGGGCAGUCUUACUGAGACACGCUACGCAUGGCCAACAGUUGAUCGCAACAAUGCCGAAGACCAUCCACUGCAGGUUCUAUCAAACAAGACUUUUGGGGAGAACCAAGUCACCUACAUGUCGGACAAGCUUGGAUUGCAUCGCAUUUCUAACCCCGAUCCCAACGACUAUGCUGUCUCACUUCACUUGUACACGCCACCAAACGCCGCAGUGUAUGGCUGCAACGUCUUCAACGAAGAGAACGGACAUUCUACCCACAUCAACAAGUGCACAGUAUUCUCAGAGUAUGGCACACGACCAAGCUCCAUGUGAGACAUGUUGUAAGUAGUGUGAUGGACACCCGAUCCUUAACACUGGAAACCUGGAUGAGUGGGUGCAGGAAAAUUCGGAAGUGUAAUGCGUCCUUCCUUUCGAUUCGUGGCGAGGUUUGAGAGUUGCUAGAACCUCGGUUUUCUACUUGUUUCUUCGUUAGCAACAGUUCAAAUUCAUAGAUCCUACUUUGAGACCU